Diabrotica virgifera virgifera (western corn rootworm) is the source of this 3790-nucleotide messenger RNA. RefSeq names its product alcohol dehydrogenase [acceptor]-like. The record is from RefSeq and is a predicted model, not a curated record. The transcript has 3 exons. The coding region runs from base 20 to 1864 and encodes 614 amino acids. NCBI's taxonomy places the organism in Eukaryota, Metazoa, Arthropoda, Insecta, Coleoptera, Chrysomelidae. Gene Ontology annotation, molecular function: oxidoreductase activity, acting on CH-OH group of donors; flavin adenine dinucleotide binding.
CCUUUAACCCAUUUUAACAAUGCACUAUCCUAUGAAAAUACUCUUGUUGUGUUUGUUGAUACCGUUCGUUGUGACGGAAAAUCUAGACCAGUUCUACGAAUAUGUGACCGCAAGAAUAGCAGAGAUACAGGCGUACAAAGUUCCAACAAAUAAUGAAAGAUUAUUUCGAAUUAAUAAUUCGACUGUGUACGAUUUCGGAUAUUACGACUUCAUAAUUGUUGGAGCUGGAGCUGCCGGCUCUGUCUUAGCCAAUAGGCUCUCAGAAGUGCCAUCAUGGAAAGUUUUGCUGUUGGAAGCUGGAGGAGGAACAGACGCCUUUAGUGAUGUUCCAAUGUUUAGCGGUGCCUUACAACAGACUGAUAUGAACUGGGGGUAUUUGACAACACCACAAACAACAUGUUGUCUAGGUAUGAACAACAACCAAUGUGUUUUUCCUCGAGGAAAGGUCAUUGGAGGAUCCACCACAAUUAAUGGAGGAAUCUAUUCUAGAGGUAGUUCCUCUGACUAUGACAAUUGGGCAGCACUGGGAAAUGUGGGUUGGAAUUACAAAAAAAUUCUUCAAUAUUUCAAAAAGUCAGAGUAUGUUGCAUUUAAGCCAUAUGAUUUAGGUUAUCACGGAACCCGAGGAGAACUAUAUGUAAACCAUACUUCACCACCAUCAGUUAUAGCACAAAACUACAUCGACGCUAAUAAAGAAAAAAAAUUAAAAGAAAUUGAUUAUAAUGGAAAAGAACAGCUUGGAGUGUCCAGGAUCCAAUUCAAUCAAAGAGAUCAUAAGCAUCAAAAUGCUGAACACGCUUUUCUGGACCACAUAAAAUCUAGACCAAAUUUAAAAAUUGUGCUGAAUGCGGCAGUAAAUAAAAUUAUCUUAGAUUGCGACAAAGCAAAAGGUGUUACUUUUGUAUUAAAAGGAACCACAUAUAGAGCUAAAGCAAAGAAAGAAGUAAUCCUAUCAGCAGGUGCUAUAAAUAGUCCACAAUUAUUAAUGUUAUCUGGAGUUGGGCCUCAAGAUGAUUUAAAAAAACUAAACAUUUCAGUUGUUAAAAAUUUGCCAGCUGUGGGAAAAAAUCUACAAGACCAUCCAAUUUUUAGUAAUAUGUAUUUUAGAACUAAUCUCACGUUUCAAAUUCCUUCUCUUAAAGACAAUUUAGCCCGAUAUUUAGAAGGCAAAACACCGUUCACUAAUGGCAAUGGCAUAGAAAAUCUUGCGUUUAUUAAUUCAAAUCUUAUCACCUCUGGUGAAGUUGAUUUAGAGUAUAUAAGUUUUUCUGCUCCUUUAGGAUUAGGGCCUCAAGUAGGCUGGGCUAAUUAUAGAGAUGAGAUCAGUCAAGUAUACACUAAUUAUAAUGCUUCAACUGAUCUGGCAAUAAUGGUUGCGUUAAUGAAAUCAAAGUCUAGAGGAAAAGUAUCAUUAAAAUCAAACAGUAUUAUAGACUUCCCUCUUAUAGACAUUAAUUACUAUUCUGAUCCAAAUGGAGAAGAUCUAGAUACGAUGUACAAGGGAAUUAAAUACCUUUUAAACCUUGCAGAUACCAAAGCAUUCAAAAGUAUUAAUGCUACUUUUAUAAGUAUUCAGCCACUUUGUGAACAUCUCAGAAAUAACGACAGAGAGUAUUGGUAUUGUGCUUUAAGGCAUAUGACGAAUACUGAAUAUCAUCCCGCAGGAACCACCAAAAUGGGUCUUUCAGAAUCAAGUUCUGUGGUAGAUACAAAUUGUGUUGUACACGGCUACAAAAAUUUAAGGGUAGUUGAUGCAGGAGUUAUGCCGGAGAUUACCAGAGGACAUCUAAUGGCGACAGUUUACAUGAUUGCUGAAAGAAUUUCAGAUGUAAUUAAGAAUCAUUAUUAUGACCAUUAUAAGUGAAUGUACCUUUAAACAGUAUUAUUUAUGAUUUAGUCCAGGAACCGAAGCAUUUCACCUCGCAAUUUUUACAGAAUGGAUCGAUUUGCUUGAAAAUUUGAGAAUAAGUAGUGGAUAGUUCAAGGAUCAAAAUCUAUAUGAUGCCGAAAGGCGCUUUUACCAUGGGGUCGGUUGCCACCCCAUCUUAAAGGUGGAAAUUUUUUAUUAUAUUUUGACAGCAAAAGUUGAUAAAAACAUUCAUUCUAAGCAAAAAAUGUUCUAUACAUUUUUUUGAUAAAAUUAAUACUUUUCGAUUUAUUCGCUAUCGAAAUUGUUAGUUUUAUAUAGAAAAAAUCAAUGUUUUUCGAUAUAUACUCAUUUACCAAUCACUCAAUUUUUGCCGUAAAAAAAUUUUUUUCAAACCAUGUUCUUGGGAAUUAAAUAACCUACAAUUUCAUAUCAAAACAUUUUUUCAUAUAUCUGAUGCUAAUCUUUUUAUUUUGAAGAAACUGGCAUUUUUUACCAAAUUACAGAAAGUCGUUAUUCGCUUUUAACUCUAUUUUUUUAAAAACUAAUCAUUCUAAGCCAGUCAAACUUUUAAAAUCUAUUAAAAAUACAUAAAUAAAGAAGAAUUAAUAAGGCCAAUGAGCAAAAGCAAAACUAACUUCUAUUAUUAUGCUUCCAAUUAAAUUUCCUUUUUUUUUUGUUUUGAAAAAAAUGUAUUGAUUUUUUAACCGUAACCUUUUUAAUUUUUAUCUUAGAAAGUUUGUUAAACAACAAUUUGGUAGGUUUUUACAAGAUGUAUAAGACUGUUAAUAUCAAAUCCUUUUAGAAUCCUCAGUCGCAAAAAGUGGUGACUUUGGAAGGGUUGGUAAAGGUGAUUUUUGCAUGUUAUUACAAGUUUUAAUUGUCAAUAGCUCACUCAAUUUUUACCGUAGAGAAAAUUUUUGCAAACUAAAUUCUUGGGAAUUAAAUAAGCUACAAUUUUUGUAUUAAAUAUUUUUUUGUAUCUCUGAUGAUAAUCUUUCUAUUCUGAAGAAAAGGGAAUUUUUUACCAAACUUUAAAAAUUCGAUAUUUGCUUUUGACUCCAUUUUUUUUAAAACUAAUCAUUCUAAACCAGUUAAACUUCUAGAACCUAUUAAUAAUAUAUAAGUAAAGAAGAUGAAAUAAGGUCAAUGACUAAUUUUAAUCAGGGUGGUGAUUAUGGGUUUGCUUUCGAUCACUUUUUCGCUGAAAAAUAUAGGGUCUGACAUUCUUUUCAUUAUAAGCCACCUAAUUUUUGAGCUAAAGACUUUUUUUUAUUUUUGAAGAUAGAUAUUUUUAAAUACUUUAAAUUAGAUUAAACAAGUGAUCCUCGAAAAAUGCAUAGUUUUCCCGUCUUUUGACUUUGAAACUACAGUAUUUAGCAUUUGCUGAAGAAGACCUAACAUAUAAUAAAGUAUAGCUCGAUUACUAUUGGUCUUAAAGAAAAUUUAAAAACACGGUUUUGUUCAUUUUUUCAAAAGGUACAUUUUUUUAAGCAAAGUGGUUUUGAUAAAACAAAAACUUUUUGAGUUAUUUUCAGAAAACUGAUUAAAAACAUUAAUUUUUUUAAUAUAAAACUAACACUUUCGAUAGCGAAUAAAUAGAAAACUAUUAAUUUUAUCAAAAAAAUGUAUAGAACAUUUUUUGCUUAGAAUGAAUGUUUUUACCAACUUUUGCGGUCUAAAUAUAAUAAAAAAUUUUCACCCCUGACAUGGGGUGGCAACCACCCCCAUGGUAAAAGCGCCUUUUGGCAUCAUAUAGAUUUUGAUCCUUGGACUAUCCACUACUUAUUCUCAAAUUUUUAAGCAAAUCGAUCCAUUCUGUAAAAAUUGCGAGGUUUUGUCCUAUUUUAAGCUUCAUUACUUGGACUAAUUAAGUAUACCUUAAAUGUAAAAUAUUAAAUAAAGCUAGAAAGUUAAAACAAA